Molecule: messenger RNA, 1500 nt
Organism: Aspergillus tanneri
Lineage: Eukaryota; Fungi; Ascomycota; Eurotiomycetes; Eurotiales; Aspergillaceae
Exons: 1
Coding region: 1-1500 (499 amino acids)
Biological process (GO): transmembrane transport
Molecular function (GO): transmembrane transporter activity
Source: RefSeq, a predicted model, not a curated record
AUGCGUACUCUAUCUCAAAAUGGCGCCCCCUUACCAUCCACUUACAGGGCCAACGUGGACGUGCUGAACCGCGCCAUCCAAGAAAUUGGAAUGGGCCGGUAUCAGUGGCAGCUAUUCGUGGUGAUUGGAUUUGGAUGGGCAAGCGACAACCUAUGGCCGAUUAUUACGUCUCUCAUCCUCGUCCCUGUGACUUACGAAUUUAAUGUUUCACAGCCACCGAUACUCACCCUUGCUCAAAAUAUUGGGCUGCUCGUCGGCGCGUUGUUCUGGGGGUUUACCUGCGAUUUCUUCGGGCGAAAAUGGGCUUUCAACCUCACAAUUGGCAUCACGGCCGUAUUCGGCCUCGCUGCGGCGACGUCAUCUAGUUUUGCUGCAGUCGGCGUUUUCGCAGCUUUGUGGUCGAUCGGCGUUGGUGGAAACCUCCCAGUUGAUUCAGCUAUUUUCCUGGAGUUUCUUCCUGGAUCGCAUCAGUACUUGCUAACGGUUCUAUCCAUUAACUGGGCUUUUGCUCAGCUGGUAGCAAAUUUAGUAGCAUGGCCGCUCUUAGGCUAUUUAACAUGCUCGUCGGCCGAAACAUGUACGAAAGCCAACAAUAUGGGCUGGCGAUAUUUCCUUCUUAUCAUGGGCGGGCUUGCAUUUGCUAUGUGCUUUAUCCGCUGCCUCUGCUUCACCAUCUAUGAAUCUCCUAAGUAUCUCAUGGGCAAGGGUCGCAACAACGAGGCUGUCUCCGUUGUGCAUAAAGUCGCCCGCUACAACGGCCAAGUAUCAGACCUAUCCCAAGAUCAAUUGGAAGACUUGAUAAGCCACGAUGAAGGCCACCCACGCCCAACACACCACGGCCUCAGCUUCUCGGACCAACUGCGCAUGCAUCUUGAACCCCUCACCCUCCAACAUGUCAAAGCCCUUUUCAGCACCCCACGUCGCGCUCGGUCCGUCAGCCUUAUGCUUAUCAUCUGGGGACUUGUUGGCCUUGGCUUUCCCCUCUAUAAUGCCUUCCUCCCGUACCUGCAACAAACCCGUGGCAUUGAAUUCGGCGAUGGAUCCACAUACAUCACCUACCGCAACUCCCUGAUCAUCGCAGCCGUGGGCAUCCCCGGCAGUCUCGUCGGCGGCGCAAUGAUUGAACUUCCCCGUCUAGGAAGAAAGGGUACCCUCUCCCUGGCCUCUGCAGCCACGGGGAUCUUCCUACUUGCUUCAACUUCCGCUACUAGCUCAAAAAUCCUACUGGGUUGGAACUGCGCCUAUAGCUUUACCAGUAGUCUUCUCUAUGCCGUUCUCUACGCAUACACACCGGAAAUAUUUGAAACUAAAGACCGCGGAACAGGAAACGCAUUAGUCAGUGCAGCAAAUAGGGUUGGAGGAAUCCUAGCCCCCAUUCUUGCGUUGUUUGCGAAUGUGGAGAUGACAGGUCCGGUUUAUCUGAGUGGGGUUUUAUUUUUGGCAGCGGGGGGGUUAACUUUGUUAAUCCCUUAUGAAACGAGAGGGAGAACGAGUUUGUAG